ACUACACUGUUUAUUUCUCGCGCUUGUUUUCGGAAUCUGAAUCUGAGUGCACUCUGGCCGUACCCGUACCCGUCGUUCGUACGUGUCCGCACGAGUAAAAUUCUUAGGUACGAAAACCCUAUCUUUUUCAGACUGGCAGGUAUUAUUUUGCACAUGAUCUAUUGACAAGGAAAAUCGUAGUGUCAAAAAAAUUGUCUUUGCUUGGGCUGUAUCUCGUCCGUUCGUUGAUUGUCUCCGUCAAGUGUUUUAUCUUCAAAAGUUCAAAGGAAAUGGGAGAAAAUUGUCAAAUUUGAAGUAUUGUUUUUUUUAUCGUUGUCUUAUUAAGUAAAUGGUGAAUAGUGUUGUUUAUCAUUUGAUACAAAGUAGGUUUUUGAGAAGGUAUGGCAUCGACCGGCAGUACACCAUUUCCGAAAUGGCAAUUGGCCAUCCUUCUCGGUGCACCUUUGGCCAUCGGCUUAGGUUACCUUUAUCUACGGAAUAGAUUAGAAGAUCCAGAAAAGAAAAAGGUAGCUGAGUUAAAAGCCAAAACGACUAUUUCGUUAGAUAAUGAAGAAAACAACUCUAAAACUGCGGAAACCGCACUGGAUCGUGCCAUGAAACUUAAGGGUGCCGGAAACCGCGCUUUCCAUGCUGGCGAGUAUGAUAAAGCCAUUUCUUUAUACAACGAAGCGAUUGAGGCAUGCCCUCCUGAUCGUCCGGUAGAUUUGGCGACGUUCUAUCAAAACCGUUCAGCAUGCUACGAGAAACGUGAAAUGUGGGAACAAGUUAAGGAAGAUUGUACAUUUGCACUUAAGUUGAAUGAAAAAUAUGUAAAAGCAUUUCUACGACGUUCGCGAGCUGCUGAAAAAAGCGGUGAUUUGGUAUUGGCACUUGAAGAUGUAACUUCAGCCUGCAUCCUUGAAAAGUUCCAAGUGCAGAGCUCACUCGUCAACGCCGACCGUAUCCUGAAGGCGCUUGGCAGGCAGCAUGCCCGCGAAGCCCUCGCAAGACGACGCCCUGUUAUGCCAUCUAAACACUUUAUAAAAACAUACUUUUCCGCAUUCUCUGAAGAUCCUAUUGCAAAAAUAUACUUAGAUGAUAAAGUAAAUGGUGGUUUCUCUAAGGCGAAAAAAGCAUUAGACAACCAAGAUUAUGAAUCGAUUGUUGAAGCUUGUACAGAGGAAAUUACUGCCAAUGGCAUUUACAAGAAUGAAGCCCUCCUACUUCGUGCAACAUUCUAUCUACUGCUUGGAAGACAUGAUGAAGCUCAGACUGACCUUGGGAAUGUAAUUGAGAGUGAUGCACUUGUCAAAGUAAAAGUGAAUGCUUUGAUAAAGCGUGCCUCUUUGUACACACAGCUGGAAAACACUGAACUCUGCCUGGAAGACUUUGCUAAAGCUGCUCAUUUAGAUCCAAAGAAUUCUGAUAUUUAUCAUCACCGUGGUCAGGUGUACUUGUUAUUGGAACGCAUGGAUGAGGCGACUGCUGAAUUUGCAAAGGCAGUAGAACUGAACCCAGAUUUCUCAAUUGCGUACAUUCAAAAGUGUUAUGCUGAUUAUAAACAUGCACAGAUAAAUAAAAAUGUUGGUGCAUUAGCCCAAGCAAGAGCUGAUUUUGAACGGGCAUUGGAGAGAUUCCCAAGGUGUCCCGAAGCUUAUAUUCUCUAUGCACAGGUUCUUUCCGAUCAGCAAGAGUGGGGCCGUGCUGAGGCUUUGUUUGAUUCUGCAUUAGCUGUUGAUCCAAAUAAUGCCACAUUAUAUGUUCAUAAAGGCUUAGUACAAUUGCAAAAGAGCACAGAUUUUGACAAAGCUGUUAAGCUUAUUAACAAGGCUAUUGAAAUGGAUGACAAAUGUGAUUUUGCUUAUGAAACCCUUGGCACAAUUGAAGUACAAAGAGGCAACUUGAGGAGAUCUUUGGAAUUAUUUGAAAAAGCUAUUGCAUUAGCCAAAACUGAGUUAGAGAUGACACACUUGUUCUCCCUAAAAGAUGCAGCAGCUGCACAACUUAAGGUGUCUGAGCGCUGGGGUCUUGAUUGGACUGUAAGCUAGGUAUUCACCAAUAAUGUGAUGCAUUAUUCGAAAGGAUUAAUAUCUGGUAUGAUAUAUCACUUGUCCGUUCAAACCAACAGUAAUCAUUAUUAAAUAACACCUAUGUAUUUUAAAUUACUCUGAUAUUAUUGAUCAUGAAUCCUUGGAUAUGGAAGUUAUUAACUUUAUACUACUAAAUAUUUGAAUUUGUCAUUAAAUGGGAAAAUCUGAAACAUAAAAAGCGCACAGAGAAGGAAACAUGUUGGCUUGAAAAAUAUAUGAUAUUUCUUUUUCAAAUGUAAAACCAAAUUUAUUAUGCUACUUUGUGUGAUUGUAUUGUGAAUGUUUAACAUUUAUUUGUUAUAUUAUGUCAGAUAUUAUUCUAAUUGUGAGUUAUCGGUACUUAGCCGCCGCCCAAUCCUAUUGCGUUGCUAUGGUGACAGCAUUGUUAUGUUAUUUACUACAGUUUUUUUUAAUUGUGAUUUAUUUGAAAGCACUGCCAUAUUAAAGGGCAAUUAAAAUUCUAUCAUUGAAAGUUUCAUACCCAUACAAUUUAUAACUUUAUGUGUAACAUAAUUUGUGUGAUAAAAUUUGAUAAUUUUUUUCUGCCAAAAUAAGAUGUAUAAAGUAAAAUGCGCAUGUUUAACAUUAUUAGGUAGUACAACUACUUUAACAAAAGAAUUAAGUACCAAAAAAACAAUUAAGUCAUAAUUUUCUUAAAAUAUGUAUAAUAAUCUACAAAAUGGAAAAAUGAUGGUUUUUGUCAUAUGGCAUCCUGAUAAAGCUAAUAAUGUGUCGAUUGCAUAUGAAAGUUAUAGAUUAUAAAUUUGUUACAUGUUUUGACAAAUAAUAAAAAAUAAAUACUGCCACUAAAGGUACUUGCAGCAGUUGCGUACAGUAAGGUUUUAGCUGCACUAUUUAUUAGCUUGUAUGGAUUUCUAUGAAAAUAAAACUCUGGUGUAGGUGCAGCCUACAGUUGCAAUCUAUGUGGGCUAUAGAAGAGCACCUUAGAAGUAUUGGAUAAAAUAUUUUUAAUGUUUAGGCUGGACUGAAAUCUAAAAAAUGAUAAUUUAGAUAUACCUAUUGAGUUGCUGUUGGAAAUUUAAAAAGGUGUUGAUACUAAUGUCUUUUUUUUUUGAAUUGAAUUUUAUCUGCAUAUUAUUAUAUAUGUCAACAGCCAAACCUGAUUUCAGGACAAACUAGUUUUUCCUAGGCCAAAUCAGUUCAACCUCCAGGCGGUAGGAUAAACCUGACCUGAAAGCUACAGAUUUUCUGUUCAUGUCUGUUAAUAAAAGAAUUGUACAUUUACACUUGGAAUACUUGGGCUCUGCAGAGCGUUUCUUUGGAAUUUAAAUCAAUUUCAAAAUUCGAAGCUUUACAUAAAUUAUGCCACUCGUAAAUACACUGCAAGCAUAAAAAAUAACCCAAUGAAUGCAGAGUUGAAGCCUUAUGCCACAUCGAAUGAAAGGAGAGUAUUUUAAACAGUGCCAUCUUAAAAAUAAUAUUAUUCCUUAUUUGUAUUUAGUUGCCAUCGAUAUUAAAUACCCUAGAUACAACAACACGUACAAAAUCAUGUCCGAAACCUGUCCAAAAGGUACAUUGGACGAUCCACGGAGCUCCGUAAGAUGAUCGCGUUGUCAAAAACAAUAUAAGGCAUUAUUUAAACAUUGAAAGUCACCUUUAAUGCGUACUGUGUAAGGUCUUAAUUAAAAUGCCGCAUGCAUUUUAUGACAAAGAGUUAUGACAGUUCAAAAUGCAAGCUCGCAAAAUUUUACGACUUAUUGCGGCUAUAUGCGGAAGAAUAUAGUCUAUUUCUUAGACUACGCGCAAUUCUGAAUGCGCCGUUAGCAAUAUAGUAGGUACGGACCGCGAGGAAAAGAGAUGGCUAUAUAACCAAUCAUGCAUUUAAAUAAUAUCACAAAUAUUUUCUAUUAAAUCAGUUUAUAGUAACUAUUCGAACAAAAUUUGCUUCAAAUGCGUUAAAUUAACAAACAUUGAUUAGAUACCUGUCGAAAAAACGACACUAUGUACUAUGUGUAUUUUUUCACGAAUCUUGCAGCAUUUUGACGUUUCCAUGGUCCGCACGUCACUGUGAACCAAGAAGUGCUUGAGUGGAGUUCAAGCACUUCUUGAUUGGGUCACAUUUUGAGCGCACGCGGUGUAACUAGGGUAUUUAAUAUCGUUGUUAGUUACUGUAUAGAUGGGAAGUCUCUGGUCGACUUGUUAUAUAUAUUUAUAUAAAAUAUAAUUCCCUUAAAAGUAUUCUAAGCUGGAAGAAAUAUGUAAAAUAAACAAAUAUUCAGUUAGUUUGGAUAACAAGUCUCUGCAUUUCGAUUAUUACCAAUAUAAUAUCCAGUUAAAACCAAUAUUAUAUCCAGUCAAUGUUAUUGUAGAUAUAUAGGAUAGACACGAAUAUUAAAAAAAAUGCCAUUUACCUUUAUCAAUCUGAAGAAAAGGCGUAAAUUCUGUACCUAAAUAUUACUUGCGGGAUAAACAUUAAAUUACGAAACCAAAAAACGGAGUUUCUUUUUUAAUACCUAGGUAUACCUGGGUGUAAAUCGGGUAUGAGUCUCUAAAGAACUAUAUUUGACAGAAGAAACUUACUAAGGUGUAUUACUGAGCAUAUGAGACUGUUCUCUUUAAAUUAAGUUUAAGGAAUUAAACCAGAACGAAGAAGAAGAACCAAUUGUUACCCAAUUUUAAUUGACCCUUUACAAAGUUCAACUCACACUGGCAUCAGUUCCGUAUUCCAUGCACACUACUUACCUCUUAAUUCCUGAAAUCCGCACCCGCGGAGGUCAAAUUCACAACCCAGGGUGUCGAUUCUUCUAAACUAACUAAACUUAAACUGUCGAGUGUUAUAAUCUACUGAUUAAUCAUUUUAGGAUUGGUUUUUGGCAUAUUUAUUUCCACUUAAACACAAUAUAUGGAUAUGAUUUUAUUUAUUUUUAAGCAUUUAACUGCUAGAUGUUUAAAUCUAAAGAAAAGUGUACUAGAAAAAAAAAUCCACGCGGACCAGGCAGCGGACGGGACCCGUCCGCUGCCUGGUCCGCGUGGAUUUUUUUUCUAGUACACUUUUCUUUACAAUAUAUGGAUUUUGGUAUUUUAUAUUUUAGUAACAAGAAUUGUGUCAAAAAGCGCAUUUUUUACGUAAGCUUAGCAGAAUCGACACCCUGGUCUAAAACCACAUCUAAUAGCACCUUGAAUACUCACCAAAAAUAUAUGCCUAUAAGUACCUACAGGUCUGCAAUUCUAUUUGUUUGGCUGUUUUUUUGAAUAUAAUUUAAGUAUACCUGUCAAAAAAAAAGACUAUAUAAUGUGUUGAAACAAUACCUACUAUAAAAAUAUUGACAGUGAUUGUAAGUAAAUAUUAUGAGCGAGAUAAUGUCUAUUAUAUACCUAUUUCGCAUUAGAAACAAACUGGUUUGAGAAUAAUGUGAUUUACUUUUUUUGAUGCCAUUUUGAUAUCGCAACAAACAUAAAAUAUAAAUAAUCUUUAAGUAUCAAACUCCCGUAAGUAUAAUUUUAUAUGUCUUGCCGUAUUUAUGAAGAUUAGUAAUAUGUUGCGGUCUAUAAUUUAUUUAAAAAUAUAUAUUUCAAUGCAAAUUUUUGAACUAAUCUGUACAAUAUACAUAAUCUAGACCAAUACCUGUCGAUGAUUCUUGAACAAAAGACAAUUUUGUUGCAAUGCCAUAACUGUUGUACCUACUUACAAAAUAUGAUUUAAAAGUUUAAGACAACAUAUAUGUUUCUUAUAUAUGUUUUUGUAUAGGCUUAUGUAACGUGCAAUCACUAAGUCAUACAGUGACUCGUUUUCGUAGUUCGUUAGUUGUAAUGCUCACGUUACACCCGCCUUAAAAGCUUUAUUAAGGCUUUAUUACUGUUGUUUUGCGAAAUUGAGAGAUUUCUAUUGAAACUUGCCACAAAUCUGACCUCUGAAAUGCUGAAGUGAUACCUAAUGUUUAUUUUUAUGUUUGUUUGUUUAAAUUCUUUCCUAUACGGGUAACUUGAUGGAAUACCUCUAAAGUAUAAAUGUGUAUUUGCUACAAGCUUAGAAGUCGGAAGCAGUUAUUACCUUUCGUUGGUAAGAAAAAGCGCGCUUUAAGUUGGUGCGGCGGCGCGUACUUACCGGUUGGUUAAGUUCACCAACUGACAGGGCCAUAGAUGUGUAUGUAUAGACGUAUAUAUUUAGGCAUAACAAAUUUUAUUGUUAUUUUCCAUGAAUGUGAACCUAUGUAAAAUUUAUCGCAAUGUUUUGAAUGCGUCCUGCAAAUUAUCAGGUAGUUUGUGACUUUAGGAAUAGCUUGCAGAAAAUGGUUCUACAAGAGUUGUUACCUCACCGAUAGUGAAUAGUUAUCUAUUUAUGAAAAGUAAAAAAUACAUUACCUA
Molecule: messenger RNA, 6395 nt
Organism: Chilo suppressalis (striped riceborer)
Lineage: Eukaryota; Metazoa; Arthropoda; Insecta; Lepidoptera; Crambidae
Source: the annotation of a GenBank genome assembly